AUGCUGCUCCACUGGCUAGCCAACAACAUUCACACUGACAACAACGGCAACAUGAGACUCAAUUUCAACCCAACUAGGGGAGACUAUGGCUUUAAUUUCUAUGGAAACGCUGACAGACCCCGCCCAUUACCUUUUCUGCCCUCUGAAAGUGGUAGUUACUACUCAUUAGGGAAUAUUGAUGGAAAUUACAACUAUAAUGGCGCUACGGCACUUCCUGAUUAUGUCACUCAAAGCUUCUACAACUCAUGGUUACCUGAGAGAAACAGGGACAGAGUCAUUAUCAGAGUUAGGGAGGAAGGAUCCAAUCAGUUCAUAGUAGAUGAGGUCUACAUCACUCAGCAUUACCCACCAAAUGAAAACAGAGGAAGUGUCUAUGAUCCAGACAAUACAUACCCUGUCAGUUUCAGCCUCUUAACACAAAUCCAAGUUCUCCCAACCAUUACACGAGAUGUAAUUCAACGUAUACACAAUGUAGAGAUCAACGACAACAGUGUGGAGAACAUCUGGGGACACACACCUGGGCUGGCACUUCUUUUGGCAAUUGCAUUGUACUUGACACGUCCCAAGGUCUCAUUCAUACAGCAAGUGUUUAUUACCAUGGAAAGCCAGCAUCACAUGCAGGAUUUUUUUUUUUAUUUAUUUUAUUUCACCUUUAUUUAA
Messenger RNA from Oncorhynchus nerka (sockeye salmon), 660 nucleotides. RefSeq lists its product as uncharacterized. The record is from RefSeq and is a predicted model, not a curated record. Lineage: Eukaryota; Metazoa; Chordata; Actinopteri; Salmoniformes; Salmonidae. The transcript has a single exon. Bases 1 to 660 code for a protein of 219 amino acids.